Messenger RNA from Nasonia vitripennis (jewel wasp), 390 nucleotides. RefSeq names its product secreted RxLR effector protein 161-like. The record is from RefSeq and is a predicted model, not a curated record. The coding region runs from base 1 to 390 and encodes 129 amino acids. NCBI's taxonomy places the organism in Eukaryota, Metazoa, Arthropoda, Insecta, Hymenoptera, Pteromalidae. The transcript has a single exon.
AUGCAAACGAAAUUUGGAUACGCACAAGCCAAAAGCCAAUCAACUCCCAUGGUAACCAACCAAGUGCUUAAUAAGCAAAAGAAGCAACGAGAGAACGAACUGACGAACGAGAAAGUUGUAAACCAGCGUGAAUACAGAGAAGUGGUUGGCUCUCUGAUGUAUUUGGUAUCAGGUACAAAGCCGGACUUGCCCUAUGCAGUCAAUGUCCUAAGCAGACAUAAGCAUAAUCCAACCGAGAACGGAUGGAAAAUGGUUAUCAGGAUAUUCAAGUAUAUUGCCUACUCUGCAAGUUGGCAACUAACGUACAAAGGCCUGAAUGAGGAAAUGGAAGUUUUUUCAGACGCAAGCUUUGCGGAUUGCAAGAACUACUCACUACCAGCAGCCACGUAG